UUGGGAUGGCAUUGUCAUGCAAAUAGAGGACGCGUAAAAUAUUCCCCCAGAGCGCAGCGCAGGGCAGAGACUCACACGGACCGCGCGGAGGACACAGACCGGGGCCACGGUGGAUUUGUAUCGUUUUCAUCGCCACGGACCCGUCCAUCUGUCACAGAAGCCCUGGCCCCAUGAGCAGCGACGUAUAGCCAGGACGCGUAACCGGGAAACAGAUCGGACCGUUUAAGGAGAACCUGUGGAGGAGGCUGCCCUGUGGAGAUAGUGGUCAUACUUCCAAGUGAAGUCGGAGGUGUCUCUCUUCUCCAUCCCCUGCCAGAGGCUACCUGCUGCUGCUACGGAGAGGGAGCUACGUCUAGGAGACCCCUGGACCGCUUGAGAGCAUUUCAGGAUCUCUCGAAUAUUAACAUUAUUGCACACCACGUGUGUUAUUUCUUCUCUUGUCCUUUUUGGGAUAUAUACAGUACUUCUUUUUUUUUCACCUUUUUUCCCCCCCUCCUCCCGUUGUAGAACUUUAAAGUGCCUUAUUAACUGGCUGUAAUCCAGUGUAACUGUGGCAUUGUCACCAGAGCAGAGGCGCUCAACAGGGAGAAGGCGAUCAUUAUCAGCUUUAGAGUCCGGGCAGGAUUACUGGUUCCCCACCCUCCGUCGAGCUGCGACCAUGAGCCAGGCGGAUGUGUCGACUUGCUCCGCGCCGCAGCGGGUUUUCCAGGAGGCGGUGAAGAAGGGCAACACCAAGGAGCUGCACUCGUUGCUGCAGAACAUGACAAACUGUGAGUUCAACGUCAACUCCUUCGGGCCGGAAGGACAGACGGCCCUGCACCAGUCCGUCAUUGACGGCAACCUGGAGCUGGUAAAACUGCUGGUGAAGUUUGGCGCAGACAUCCGGCUGGCCAACAGGGAAGGGUGGAGCGCUUUACACAUCGCCGCCUUCGGGGGCCACCAAGACAUUGUGCUAUACCUCAUCACCAAGGCCAAGUACUCCUCUGGCGCCCGGUGAUCUGUCUCUGCUGUCAGGUAAAAACAAAAAAACAACAACAAGAGAACAACAUAAAAUCAGCAACAACAAGUGGAACAUAAAAGUGCAACACACGGGAAAGCCAGGACAAAACUGCCAUUAUCAACAUAGUUGUGCCAAAAUUCUACCACAGAAAAAAAGGAAAUAACACAGUAAUCUUCCCUCAUUGUAAACCAAACGGGGCCCUCUGUGCACUCUGGAGUGAAGCACCGCAUGGUUCACACACACACACACACACACACACACACACACACACACACACACACACACACACACGCACACACACAUAUGCACGCACGCACACACAGACACACACACAAUGAGAAACGUCAUUUCGGUGAGUUUUGUUGGUACUAAAGAUUUCCUCUUGAAUGUGUAUCCUAGAUCUUGUCGUCCACUAUAAAAGAAGCCAGUGUCUGUGUAUCACAUGUGUGUGUUUGGACUCCAAGAGCGCAGAUGGCCCAGUUUUUUUUUCUUCCUCCUCCUCCUCCUCCUCCUCCUCCUCUCACAUCUCCCCAGCAUACAGUUGAAUGGUCUCUUUGUGGGGGGGGUGGUGGUGGUUGUGGGGGGGUUGCAGCAGCAGAUCUGACCUGUUGCUCCUCAUUGUUCGACCCUUUUCUAAGUUAUUUUAUAUGAAAACACGCACUUGAUGCUGCAUGGCUGCAUGCUGGAAUAUCUGAAAGGGAAGACGCGUGAACGAGAGAAGAAGGGUUGCCCUCUGUUGGCUACCAGAGGUCUGUUUUUCUUUAAUUCAUUCAUCUUUUUAUUUUUUAUUAUUUUAAAAAAAAAAAAAUAUUUUAAACUCAAAGAGCGGCAUUAUGGCUAUCCAACACGCUUUCAGAUGUGUAAUCAUUAUGUAACAGCAAUCGAGCCCGUCGUUGUUGUGAAGUACUGUACACAAUAGCUUUACUUUUGUUUGUUUGUUUGUUUGUUUGGUUUUAUUUUUGUUUGUUUGUUUGACAAGAAGAGUCAGUAGCUGACCGGGGCUCUGCCUGAUCUUGCCAUGCCGGCGUCCAACUCGUGAGAAAAAAAAAAAAAAAAAAAUAGAAAAAAAAAAGGCCGGAGCGACCACUUUUUUGUGCCCAGUGGUGGUCACUGUGUUAUUAUGAAUAAAAGAGAGAAAAAAGAAAA
Molecule: messenger RNA, 2146 nt
Organism: Acanthopagrus latus (yellowfin seabream)
Lineage: Eukaryota; Metazoa; Chordata; Actinopteri; Spariformes; Sparidae
Gene: nrarpa
Product: NOTCH regulated ankyrin repeat protein a
Exons: 2
Coding region: 659-997 (112 amino acids)
Cellular component (GO): cytoplasm
Molecular function (GO): phosphatase regulator activity; protein binding; enzyme inhibitor activity
Source: RefSeq, a predicted model, not a curated record